UACGGUGUGGUCCUCGCCGCAAUUCUCCACAAAGACGUUCCUCGUCGAGACUCUAAGAGGUAAUCCCAUCGCAACCCAUUCACAAUCCCAUCUACAUCUGCUGCCCGUCCGCCCGCCUCCCAGCGCGGUCCGUCCACUCGCCCUACCGCACGCCGUCCCUCUCCAUCACAACCCAGCUCCGUCACACUCCCUCCCUACCCAGCGCCGUGCGCGCCCGGCCUAGCAUCCGCCGCCGUCGCUCCUAGACACCAAACCGGAUCGGAUCGGAUCGGAUCGCCGCAGGGAUGUUCUCCGAUGAGACCAGCAUGCUCCUGGACCUUGACGUGAAGACCUUAGAACCCCUGCGCGCCCCUGGUAGAUGCUCAGCUGCAGGAGGGAGGCGCAGGUUGCCCCGUCGUCGCAGGCCUUGACCUCCUGUUCAGUAAAAAAAAAAAACUGAUGCGGCGCGCAGGCGAUGAGCAAUGGUGAGCCUGCCAGUAGGUUUUGCCAUGUUGAUUACCAUGUGCAUUACCAUGUGGAUUACCAUGUGCAUUCCAGGUUUUGCAUUACCAGUAGGUGCAUCUCUAAUCUGAUCUGCUGGGUUUUUGUUUUGUAUUGUAUACAUCAGAUGUUUGGAACUGUUGAUGGCCUGCUUGUAUAUAGCUCAAAUUCGCUCAAUCAACCAGAGCUAGUGGAACCGUUAUUUAGCAAUCUCGACCAAAAGAUGAAUUCAUAUGGACCAAUUAUUAUCGAAUUUACCAAUAUGCUUCAUGACUGGUUGUCUUAAUUCUACAUCGUGUGCUAUUGAUCCCAAAAGUUUGUUCCCGUGCGAAACCUGCUAGUUUUUUUUGUUAACUUUGUAUUAUUUUUGCGCUUUGAUACACAGGUCGUCGCCAGUAAGCUCAAUGAUUAUUUAUCAAGUUCUGUGGUCAAAAGUGAAUAGACAAAAAAAAACCCCUUCCAUUUUGCUUUCAGUUGUGAUGAUUCUUGUUCAUUGAUAAAUGUGAUUAUCAUCAUAUUAUUAAUUAAUCUCCAGAAUUUUAUGAUCUUGUAACAAGAUGGCUGGUGACAGUAGGACUUUUGUUUUUCACUGUGAGGGGAAACCUGCAGGAGAAGAAUUCUUCCAGACGGAAGUGGAUAGGGGUGAUAUCUGCUAUUAUAACCUUAUUCUAUUGAUUGAGAAACUUGGGUAUGUAGCGAUGGACUUUUUGUACUACAAGAAGAGAGGUAGGAGUGAGGUGGCUAGUCUGCAGCUGAUAGACUAUCAUGAUGAUGUGGAGAGAAUGAUAAGAGAUAAUGAGAGCGAGAAGAAGGUUCGAUUUGUAUUGUCGAAGGAACAACUAAUGGAGCUGAAAGUUAGCAUAUCGCCCAUCAAACGCUCCGGGGAACAACCAGUUAGAGAGGAAACAAUCAAUGCAUACAAGGACUGGCUGAAGGAGCAAGAACCAGCAAUGGGAUGGAAUGAUUUGAGUGGAGCACACGGUGCUAUGCAAUGCAUGGACAAGUCAAGCAAUUUAAAAGUAGAGAACAAGCAAUCCCCAUGUUCCCAAGAAUAGUGUUAAUGCUGUGAUGAGAGUCUUAAAAACU
Phragmites australis (common reed) is the source of this 1566-nucleotide messenger RNA. RefSeq lists its product as uncharacterized. The transcript is spliced from 2 exons. NCBI's taxonomy places the organism in Eukaryota, Viridiplantae, Streptophyta, Magnoliopsida, Poales, Poaceae. The record is from RefSeq and is a predicted model, not a curated record. Bases 1038 to 1535 code for a protein of 165 amino acids.